Messenger RNA from Glycine soja, 1341 nucleotides. Its product is annotated as ethylene-responsive transcription factor ERF109-like. Bases 1 to 1062 code for a protein of 353 amino acids. Gene Ontology annotation, biological process: ethylene-activated signaling pathway; regulation of DNA-templated transcription. The transcript has 2 exons. Gene Ontology annotation, molecular function: DNA-binding transcription factor activity; DNA binding. Lineage: Eukaryota; Viridiplantae; Streptophyta; Magnoliopsida; Fabales; Fabaceae. The record is from RefSeq and is a predicted model, not a curated record.
AUGAAGAACGAAUUUGCUCGCAUGGACGAUAAGGUUCACUGCCUAAGCCAGAGCAACCAGACCUUCACCUGUAGGUGUGACUUCAAACUCCUCACUGCAAUGCCGUCGUCACCAUCACCACACCAAACAAACUCUUUGUCUCCAACUGCAACAACUCCCGCAUCGUACUCUACCACAAUGGCACCACCAUGUCUCUCUCCUCCGAUCACAAGAACGGUGUGCACAGCUGGACCUUACCUGCCACGUCACCCCCAAACCGUAUAUAAACACUCUCCAGUUCGAAAAUUAAACUUCAACGCGCCAAACACAAAGCAAACACCUCCAACUACAAACAAACACACUUCACAACUUUGCUUUUUCUCUCUUUCAAUGUCCUCUUCUUCCUUCUCCCCCGCCACUCUCACCACCGAGCAGGAGCUUUCCGUCAUCGUUGCCGCCCUUACCAACGUCGUCGCCGGCUCCACCUCCGCCUCCAGCUCCUUCUCCCUCCCCGAAUUCCGCCUUCCACAGACCUCUGAUCCUCUCGCCGCCGCCUGCCUAAUGCCGCCGCCGCCGCCGCCGAGCAUGGACACUUGUCGCGAGUGCAACAUCGCAGGAUGCCUGGGAUGCAACUUUUUCCCGGAGGAGAAAAAGAAGCAGAAGAGGGCCAAGAAGAAGUACAGAGGCGUGAGGCAGAGGCCCUGGGGAAAGUGGGCCGCGGAGAUUCGCGACCCUCGUCGUGCUGCCCGGGUCUGGCUCGGCACGUUCGGAACCGCCGAGGAUGCCGCCCGGGCCUACGACAAGGCCGCGAUUGAGUUCCGCGGCCCACGGGCCAAGCUCAAUUUCCCCUUGGUGGACGAGUCGCUCACUUUGCAGCAGAGCGAGCCAGAGAGGGUUCAAACAGAAGAAGAGCAAAUAAAGACAGAGAAUCUCAAUCAAGGUAUGGAAAUGGAUUCAUUCGGGAACAAGGAUACCGAAUUCUGGGACAGGAUUAACGAAGCUGAUUUUCAUCAGCUCAUGAUGAUGAUGGAUUUUGCUGGAGAUUCUUCCGACUCUGCCACUGGGAACGCUCUUAGUUCUUGAAAUAUUCAAUGAAGCAAAAUAAUUAGUUUUUGAUAGUGUGUGUGUUUAAAAAUUGUACAACUCGGCCAAACGUAUUUGUUAAAUUAGCAUUUAGCUAGCUCCACUACACUGCAUUUCUGUAAUAUCUUUCUUCCGCUAGGUUUUUUCGGGAGGAAGCUGCUGCAUAGUACAAAUCAAGAGUUUUAAUGUUUCAUUUCACCACCCCAAGAGUAAGCUCUGUAUAAAGAUUGGCGUAUUAUUAUUAUUAUUUUUAUAUAGCAAUAAUAGCUAGUUUUAAGA